Messenger RNA from Fusarium tjaetaba, 2256 nucleotides. RefSeq names its product glutamic acid decarboxylase. The record is from RefSeq and is a predicted model, not a curated record. The transcript has a single exon. NCBI's taxonomy places the organism in Eukaryota, Fungi, Ascomycota, Sordariomycetes, Hypocreales, Nectriaceae. Gene Ontology annotation, biological process: carboxylic acid metabolic process. Gene Ontology annotation, molecular function: carboxy-lyase activity; pyridoxal phosphate binding. The coding region runs from base 1 to 2256 and encodes 751 amino acids. Gene Ontology annotation, cellular component: cytoplasm.
AUGACAACAUCUUCUCCCCCACCUCUGAGUGAACACCCCAGACCUACCAAAGAUGAAGGCGAGGGCAGGACCAGACAGUUUUUUGACGAGGUCGUUAGACGUGGCGUCCUUUUCAAUGCCGAAAUACCCAAACAUCCAGAAGCCCAGAUCAUUGUGCCACGCCAAGUCAGCUUCUCCUCCAUGCCAGAGUCUGGCCUCACAGACGAACAACUUAUCCAUGAAUUUACAUCUAUCAUCGCGGGGAGUACUAAAUCGAGUUCUCCAAACUUUUUGGUAUCUUCUGAUGCUACUAUGUGCCAUGCUGCAAUGGGGGCAGCCCUCUUGAUACCACUUCUGAACCAAAACAUGGCGAACCCAGAGACUUGUCCACCAAAAGCGACCUUUGUUGAGAUGGAAGUCAUACACUGGCUACGUGAAGCGCUUGGAUAUCCUGUGCUUGGAGCUUACACCAAAGCUAUGGAUGUCGGCGGAAUCUUUACGCCUGGCGGAUGUCUCUCAAAUACUGUUGCGCUUUUGGCUGCGAGAGAAAAGCGCUUCCCCGGAUCACGCUUGAAUGGUAUCCCGGUGCUGCCGAGCAAGAUCCGUGUGUUGGUACCAGAUAUCGCAGAGAAUCACUCGAUACGCUCAGCCAUUGCGAUGAUGUCCCUCGGAGAAGAGAAUAUCACACCCGUUCCCGUCGAUGCUGAGUUUCAUAUGGAUCAAGAAGCUUUAAAACGGAUCAUCGACCAAGAAGAGAAUCUGGGGAACACUAUCAUGGCCUGUGUUGCAUAUGCAGGUGAUCCAACGUACUUGAGGAUCGACGAUUUACAUGGUCUAUCGCAGAUCCUCAAAGAGAAAGAUAUCUGGUUCCACGUUGACGCUUGUCACGGCAGCCAACUUGCCUUUUCAGAACGACAUCGCUAUAAGCUGCGAGGCAUUGAAAAAGCAGACUCAAUAACGGUUGACCCGCAACAAGCAAUGCUAAUUCCCUACGACUGCUCCUUGGUCCUAUUUCGUGAGCCCAGUACCCAUGCCUCCCUGUCGACCGACCUAGACUCAAUCUCCAACAUGCAGUGGUCGUUUGGGACAACUGGCCCUUUCGCUGGGUCUAGAGCCUUUAAUUCAUUGAAGAUUUGGUCCUCGAUCAAAAGCUAUGGAAAGAACAGCAUGGGACGGAUGAUUGAUGACAGACUAGAACUCACCAGCGCGAUCCACUUGGAGGUUGAACGCCGACCAAACCUCAUACUUUUGGCCGGAACCGACAUCAACUCCUGCAUGUUUAUAUAUGUCCCCGCGAGUGUGCAGCGAUACUGUCUUGAACGACACAUUUGUCUCUCAGACGCAGACUUGGAGAAAGUCAACCAGCUGAAUCUCCACAUCCAAGAGGUAAUCCAUCGAGAACGUGUCUACUAUAUCUAUGGGUUUCCUUUGCAACACUGCCCGCAUGGCCGCUUCAUCCAGCCCGGAAAGACGGUCUUUGUCCUACGUACCUUGAAUGGGAACCCUCAAUCAACCAUGGGUAAUGUGAGAGGCUUGCUGGACAGAAUCGAAAACUUGGGACGGUUUCUUCUCAUAGAUCGCCAGUACAUAUGUAUGGGAGAUACUGCUGGCUCGUCAACAAAUCGUCUACAAAGAGCUGAACGAAAGCUCAUUCAAAGGCUGUAUGAUUUAUUCGACAACAAUGACUUCGUAGCCGUUGUCUACGGCUCUUCCUCGCUUCAAAAUAAUGCUAUACUGUCGAACAUCGAUCUUAUGAUAUUUGCUCACAGCGCUGAGUCCUCGAAAAUAAAAAAGGUAGUAUCAAUUUUCCUCUCUGUGAUGGAAGCAGAAGGGAUCCUAAUCGACUUUGAGAUUCCCCUUCACCGAAGACUCCUCGUGACCUUCGAAUUUGCUAGCCAAGCUGCAGAGUCUGGGCCUCCUUUGGACGAAACGGGACAUGUUUCAAGCAUCUCUGAUACGCCAGAGUACCUGUCAUCUGAUGAGAUGUUGCGACGAUUGGCAUUCAACGUGCUUACAACUCCGAAUAAGAUCAUCGCAGCCACGACCAGUGGUACUAAUAGACUCAAGAGUUUAGAGACGACGGUAGCCAGAAAGUUGGUGACCAGGAUUCAACAUCUCGGAGGAUCCAAAGUUAGUACGGCGGAUGAGUUUGUGGAUCUCAUAAUGUCAGAUGGUGGUCGGGGGGAGGGAAAACAUCUUGGCUAUAAGCCACGAGGGGAUGUCUUGAAGAAGCUUCGUAAGAUCUUUCAGGAUGUACAGAACACUCCGCUUGAGUGA